AAACAGAGAGUAAACUGUCAUCGGUUAAUUUUAUUUCACGGAAUUUCUGUUUCUGUGUUCGCGUGGGAACUAAAUAAGCUUUUGUAGACUAUAAACUAUAAAUAUAUGCUCCUAGAGCAACCAAAAAAAAUUUAAAACUAUAAAAAAAGAACAAAAAAAAUCGCAAAAUAACUAAAUGAUUAAAAAAAUACUUUACUUUUGAAGUUCGAAGUGAAAUCUUCUGGAAUACCUAAGCAAUAGGCCUAGUGAAAAGGAAUUCAUAAUUCAAAAAAAUGAAUCCUAAUGGUCCAAAUUAUCCCGUUGCAUCUUUGUAUGUUGGCGAUCUUCAUAAUGAUGUUACGGAGGCAAUGCUGUUUGAAAAAUUUUCAACUGCUGGCCCUGUUCUAUCCAUCAGAGUCUGUAGAGACUUGAUCACUCGUCGUUCAUUGGGAUAUGCAUAUGUUAACUUCCAACAGCCUGUUGAUGCCGAAAGAGCCUUGGAUACUAUGAACUUUGAUAUGGUGAAAGGUAGACCCAUAAGAAUUAUGUGGUCUCAAAGAGAUCCCUCAUUGAGAAAAUCUGGCGUCGGAAAUGUGUUUAUUAAAAAUUUGGAUAAAAGCAUUGACAACAAGGCUAUGUAUGAUACAUUUUCUGCGUUUGGGAACAUUUUAUCAUGCAAAGUUGCUACAGAUGAUGAAAGUAAUUCUAAAGGAUAUGGUUUUGUCCAUUUUGAAACAGAAGAAGCUGCAAAUAAUGCCAUAAUGAAAGUGAAUGGUAUGCUUUUGAAUGGACGAAAAGUAUUUGUUGGUAAAUUUGUUCCACGCAAAGAACGUGAGAAGCAGUUAGGAGAAAAAGCACGCCGUUUUAUGAAUGUUUACAUUAAAAAUUUUGGUGAUGAUUUAGAUGAUGAAAAAUUACGGGAACUCUUUGAAAAAUAUGGAAAGAUCACUAGUGCCAAGGUCAUGGUGGAUGAUUUGAGUAAACCAAAAGGUUUUGGUUUUGUAAGUUUUGAAGAUCCUGAAAAUGCUGAAAAGGCUGUUGAAGAUUUAAAUGGUAAAGAAUUGAAUGGCAAAACUCUCUAUGUUGGAAGAGCUCAAAAGAAAUCCGAAAGAGCUGCGGAAUUAAAGCGAAGGUUUGAAUUGAUGAAAAUGGAGCGAAUUAGUCGAUACCAAGGUGUUAAUUUGUAUGUGAAAAAUUUGGAUGAUGCAAUUGAUGAUGAACGUUUAAGAAAAGAGUUUGCACCUUUCGGAACAAUUACGAGUGCUAAAGUCAUGACUGAUGGAAAUGGGCGUUCCAAGGGAUUUGGCUUUGUAUGCUUCAGCUCCCCAGAAGAAGCAACAAAAGCGGUAACAGAAAUGAAUGGAAGAAUUGUGGUUUCAAAGCCCCUAUAUGUUGCCUUAGCUCAAAGAAAAGAAGAUAGAAAAGCUCAUCUUGCCUCUCAAUAUAUGCAGCGAAUGGCAGGGAUGAGAAUGCAGUUGGGUCAGAUGUUUAACCCAAGUGGUGCUGGAUAUUUUGUUCCAACAAUGCCCCAAGCUCAGCGAGGCUUCUAUCCUCAGAUGGCUCAAAUGCGUGCUACACCUCGUUGGCCUACAACACCACAAAUGAGGCCUGGAGCUCAGCCUGCUGCAGCUUUUCAAGCCAUGCAAACUGCAGCACCAUUUGCUAGAGCUGCUGCACGUCCUGCUGCUGUUGCUGCUUCUCAAAAUCCAGGUAUGAGAGCUGGCAUAACUGCUCGACCAAUUACUGGUCAACAACCCAAUGCUGCUGCGGCCGCAGCAGCAGCUGCUACUGGAACAAGAGUUGCUGCUAUGGGUACUACUGGAGUCAGUGCUGCACGGCCUGCUGGUGUUCCCGCACCAAGUGUUAACCAAGGCCGCCCUGCUGCUUAUAAGUAUACAUCUAACAUGCGUAAUCCUCCUCAACCUCAAACAGUUCAGCAAGCUGUUACACAACAAGCUGUUGCUCAGCAAGCUGUUCAUAUCCAAGGACAAGAACCUUUGACUGCUUCCAUGUUAGCUGAAGCAACUGCUCAAGAGCAGAAGCAAAUGUUGGGUGAGCGAUUGUUUCCAGUUAUUCACCGUUGGUACCCUGAUUUGGCUGGCAAGAUUACUGGCAUGUUGCUGGAAAUUGAUAAUUCAGAAUUAUUGCACAUGUUGGAGCAUCAUGAAUCUCUUAAGGCUAAGGUUGAAGAAGCUGUUGCAGUACUUCAAGCUCAUCAUGCUAAAGAAACUUUGGGUGCUGGAGGCAUGAAGAAAGAUGCUUAAUUGCCUUAUUUUUACUAUAAAUAUUAGUUGUUAAACAAAAAAAUUAAAAAAAAGAAUGAAAAAAAAGGGCAAAAAUAAAAAAAAAAUCCCACGUGAAUACCAUGAACUUAUAAAAUAAAAAAGGACAAAAAAAAUUGAAAAAUCCUAAAAAAUGUGUGGAGGAUUGAUGAGUGGCAUGUGAUGCAGUUAUUAUUUUUAUGUAUUCUUUCCCUUUAUUUACUUGAUGUUUUUUCUUUGAUAUAGUUUAUUAUUUGUUUUUGGGAUAUGCAUCCAAAUUUAAAUAAAGUAUCUUAGUCUAUUAAAGUAUCUUAGUCUUUUGA
Messenger RNA from Parasteatoda tepidariorum (common house spider), 2563 nucleotides. RefSeq names its product polyadenylate-binding protein 4-like. Gene Ontology annotation, molecular function: RNA binding. The record is from RefSeq and is a predicted model, not a curated record. Lineage: Eukaryota; Metazoa; Arthropoda; Arachnida; Araneae; Theridiidae.